Molecule: messenger RNA, 1323 nt
Organism: Condylura cristata (star-nosed mole)
Lineage: Eukaryota; Metazoa; Chordata; Mammalia; Eulipotyphla; Talpidae
Gene: POU2F3
Product: POU class 2 homeobox 3
Exons: 13
Coding region: 1-1323 (440 amino acids)
Biological process (GO): regulation of transcription by RNA polymerase II
Cellular component (GO): nucleus
Molecular function (GO): RNA polymerase II cis-regulatory region sequence-specific DNA binding; DNA-binding transcription factor activity, RNA polymerase II-specific
Source: RefSeq, a predicted model, not a curated record
AUGGUGAAUCUGGAACCCUUGCACACAGCUAUCAAGAUGAGUGGGGAUGUAGCUGAUUCCACGGAUGCUCGAGGUACUCUCAGCCAGGUGGAGACAGGAAAUGACCGCAAUGGCCUAGAUUUCAACAGACAGAUUAAAACCGAGGACCUCAGUGACUCCCUGCAGCAGACCCUCCCCCACCGGCCAUGCCACCUGACCCAAGGGCCUGCCAUGAUGUCCGGAAACCAAAUGUCUGGGGUAAAUGCCCUCCCUGCUAUUCCCAAUAGGCCAGACAUGACUUCCCUUCAUCCACUCCAGCAGCUUGUGUUGGUUCCUGGCCACCUACAGUCUGUCUCCCAGUUCCUGCUAUCUCAGACCCAGCCUGGGCAGCAAGGUCUGCAGCCAAAUCUUCUCCCCUUUCCACAGCAACAAAGCUCUCUCCUCCUCCCGCAGACGGGGCCUGGCCUGGCCUCCCAGGCCGUUGGGCGCCCUGGGCUGCCAGGAUCCUCUUUAGAACCCCAUCUGGAGGCAUCUCAGCAUCUCCCAGUGCCCAAGCACCUACCCAACUCUGGAGGGGCUGAUGAACCCAGUGACCUGGAGGAGUUGGAGAAGUUUGCCAAGACCUUUAAGCAGCGGCGCAUUAAGCUGGGCUUCACACAGGGAGACGUGGGGCUGGCAAUGGGAAAGCUCUAUGGCAAUGACUUCAGCCAGACAACCAUCUCCAGAUUUGAGGCCCUCAACCUGAGCUUUAAGAACAUGUGCAAGCUGAAGCCACUGCUGGAGAAGUGGCUGAAUGACGCAGAAUCCUCUCCCUCAGACCCCUCGGUGAGCACCCCCAGCUCUUACCCCCCACUCAGUGAAGUGUUUGGAAGGAAGCGGAAGAAGCGGACCAGCAUUGAGACCAACAUUCGCCUGACUCUGGAAAAAAGAUUUCAAGAUAAUCCCAAACCCAGCUCAGAGGAAAUUUCCAUGAUUGCAGAGCAGUUGUCCAUGGAGAAGGAGGUGGUGAGGGUCUGGUUCUGCAACCGACGACAAAAGGAGAAGCGAAUCAACUGCCCUGUGGCCACACCCGUCAAAUCACCCAUCUAUAACUCCCGGCUGGUCUCUCCCUCUGGGUCUCUGGGCCCCCUGUCUGUCCCACCUGUCCACAGCACCAUGCCUGGAACAGUAACGUCAUCCUGUUCCCCUGGGAACAACAGCAGGCCUUCGUCUCCUGGCUCAGGACUCCAUGCCAGCAGCCCCACUGCAUCUCAAAAUAACUCCAAGGCAGCGGUGAACUCCCCCUCCAGUUUUAACUCUUCAGGACCUUGGUACCGAUGGAAUCAUCCCACCUACCUCCACUGA